Emiliania huxleyi CCMP1516 is the source of this 685-nucleotide messenger RNA. RefSeq lists its product as hypothetical. The transcript has 4 exons. The coding region runs from base 58 to 567 and encodes 169 amino acids. NCBI's taxonomy places the organism in Eukaryota, Haptophyta, Isochrysidales, Noelaerhabdaceae. Gene Ontology annotation, cellular component: cytoplasm; membrane. The record is from RefSeq and is a predicted model, not a curated record.
GUGAGACAGCCAAUGCGCCGGUGGUCCGCGCGGGCAUAGGUGUGUGUGAGACAGCCAAUGCGCCGGUGGCUUGACCGCUCACUUCGCAGGCGGCCGCAGCUUCUGCACGGGUUCAUCGGCGGAACGCUCGGCGCGUGCGGCGACGCCAUCGCCCAGACGAUCGAGCGGCGAAGGCCAGGCGCCGCCGCCCUCGGCGCCUUCUUUUCAGGGCUCGUGUACCCUCGCGUGUACGCUGUGCUCGACGCCCGGUGGCCCGGCACGACGGCGCGUGCGGUGUGCUCCAAGACGGCGGCAGACAUCGCGCUGCUCGGCACGGUCGGCAACUCCUUCUCCAUCGGCUGUCGGCUGAGGAUCGGCGGAGAGCAGCUGCCCGAGGUGCUGGUUGCCUUGCGAGACACGAUGCCGGCGGUCCUCCUCAACGAGUUGCGCGUCUGGCUGCCGUACAACCUGCUCGCUUUCCGCCUCGUCCCGACGCCAGUCCGGCCUGCCACCACCUCGCUCGUCACCCUCUGUUGGCAGGUGUACAUCAGUUGGACAGCGCACCACCACCAGGCGCGAGUCGCGUGACGGCCGCGGCGCGCGGCUCAGACGUUACACCGCGCGCGCGUCUUCUCUCACCUCUCGCUCGCCUCGUCAGACGCGAGUGUACGUACUCGUUUUUCCACCUCAGACUACAUGUCAUGCA